Messenger RNA from Chelmon rostratus (copperband butterflyfish), 3794 nucleotides. RefSeq names its product FIG4 phosphoinositide 5-phosphatase a (gene fig4a). NCBI's taxonomy places the organism in Eukaryota, Metazoa, Chordata, Actinopteri, Chaetodontiformes, Chaetodontidae. Gene Ontology annotation, cellular component: intracellular membrane-bounded organelle. The transcript is spliced from 24 exons. The record is from RefSeq and is a predicted model, not a curated record. Gene Ontology annotation, molecular function: phosphatidylinositol-3,5-bisphosphate 5-phosphatase activity. The coding region runs from base 207 to 2996 and encodes 929 amino acids. Gene Ontology annotation, biological process: phosphatidylinositol dephosphorylation.
UCAAGUCCAGACAGUCAUGACAGUCACCUGACUGAAACAAUUUCAUGUUGUGUCCUCCUAUGUGCUACCCUUAAAUACUUUGACAGAUUACAGACACGUUUAAUUCAUUAAAAUCGUUCAAAGAAAUUGGCCUGCCUGCCAGAGGACAUGCAUUGUUAUCAUCGUUGGGGCUGAUGUGUUGCUAACGCAGCUAGCUAGCUAAAUUGAUGCUCCUCUCUUAUCUGGAUCGUGACUGUUUGGAGAAUACAGAGUUAAAAAUGCCUCAGUCAGCUGGUAUCAUCAGUGGGAUCCAAAGGAUGGUUCUGUAUGAAACCAGGGCCAGGUACUUUUUGGUUGGGACCAAUCAGGCACAGACCAAACACAGAGUCCUGAAGAUUGACCGCACAGAACCCAAGGACCUGGUCAUAAUUGACGAUAAGCAUGUGUACAAUCAGCAAGAGGUUCGGGAGUUACUGGGCCGCCUGGACCUGGGCAACCGGACCAAGAUUGGCCAAAAGGGUUCCUCUGGCCUGUCCAGGGCUGUGUCAGCCUUUGGUAUUGUGGGGUUUGUCCGUUUCCUCGAGGGGUACUACAUUGUGUUGAUCACCAAGCGUAGAAAGAUGGCAGACAUCGGCGGCCACUCCAUCUACAAAAUUGAAGACACCAGCAUGAUCUACAUCCCCAAUGAUUCGGUCAGGGUUACACACCCUGAUGAAGCAAGAUAUGUGCGUAUCUUUCAGAACGUGGACCUAUCCAGCAACUUCUAUUUCAGCUACAGCUAUGACCUGAGCCAUUCGCUGCAGUACAACCUGACUUUGCUUCAGAGGCCUUAUGAACUGUGGACAUCACCAGAGUCCUCCUCUGAGGAAGAGGUACAAACACAGAGCAAGCAAGACAGCUUCGACAUCUUUGAAGAUGAGGGUUUGCCUACACAAGUGGUUUACGGCAUCCAGAACGAGCCGUACUACAAGUACGUGUGGAACGGAAAGCUGCUGGAACGAGUCAAGGACAUAGUGCAUCAUGACUGGCUCAUGUAUAUAAUCCACGGCUUUUGUGGCCAGUCCAAGCUUCUGAUAUACGGCCGACCAGUUCACAUCACCCUCAUUGCCAGGCGUUCCAGCAAAUUUGCCGGGACCCGCUUCCUCAAAAGAGGAGCCAACUGCGAGGGAGAUGUGGCUAAUGAGGUUGAGACCGAGCAGAUUGUCCACGAUGCCUCAGUUAUGUCAUUCACAGCAGGGAGUUACUCGUCAUACGUCCAGGUGCGAGGUUCAGUCCCACUCUACUGGUCCCAGGACAUUUCCACCAUGAUGCCAAAGCCCCCAAUACGAUUGGACCAAGCUGAUCCAUAUGCCCAUGUAGCUGGUCUCCAUUUUGACCAGAUGCUGCAGCGAUUUGGCUCUCCUAUCAUCAUCCUCAACCUGGUCAAGAAACGAGAGAAAAGGAAACAUGAGAAGAUUCUGAGUGAAGAGCUCUACCCAGCUGUUAUCAACCUGAAUCAGUUCCUCCCUCCGGAAAACUGCAUCGACUACAUCGCAUGGGACAUGGCCCGCUACACCAAGAGCAAAUUGUGCAACGUUCUGGACCGUCUGAGUAUGAUAGCAGAGAACGUCGUCAAGCGAACAGGCUUCUUCAUUAAUCGCUCUGACUUCUACUGUCACACCCUCAGACCAGACGACAGGUGGGGAGAUUUAGGUGGACACAUGGCAGCCAGUGGACGAGUGCAGACUGGUGUGUUGCGGACCAACUGUGUGGACUGUCUGGAUCGGACCAACACCGCUCAGUUCAUGGUGGGCAAGUGUGCGCUGGCCUAUCAGCUUUAUGCACUGGGAAUGAUUGACAAGCCCAAACUGCAGUUUGAUACUGACUGUGUGAGGUUGUUUGAGGAGCUGUAUGAGGACCAUGGAGACACUUUGUCGCUGCAGUAUGGCGGCUCCCAGCUGGUCCACAGGGUCAAAACCUACCGCAAGAUCGCACCUUGGACACAACACUCUAAAGACAUCAUGCAGACACUGUCACGCUACUACAGCAAUGCUUUCUCAGAUGCUGACAGACAGGAUGCCAUCAACCUGUUUCUCCAAGUCUACCAGCCGUCAGAGUCCAAGCCGCACCUGUGGGAGCUGCCCACUGACUUCUACCUGCAUCAGAGGAACACCAUGGCCCUCCCCCAAGACAGACGCAGCUACACUCUGUGGUGGUCAGCAGGAAUCUUGUCCUACCUUCCUGUCGCCUAUGAUGAAGUUCCCUGUGAGGACACCAUGAAGAAGGUCAGAGUGAAGAGAGUCAACCGUUUUGAUGAGAGCAUUGACAUCUACACAGAAUUCUUCAAACCUUAUGAACUUACCUCCUUCGAUGACACAUUCUGCAUCGCCAUGACCAACUCUGCAAGGGAAUUUAUGCCUAAGACAGUCGGAGUGGAUCCAAGCCCAUUCACAGUUCGUAAGCCAGAGGAAACAGGAAAAUCAGUGUUGGGCAACAAGAGCAGUAAGGAGGAGACACUGCUCCAGAGGAAGACUGCAGCCAGUGCACCUCCUCCGCCGAGUGAGGAGGCCAUCAGCAGCACGUCAGAGGACGACUCAGAGGAGGACCGCGACGACGACGGAUCCGUGUCCCAGCGCUCUACCCCGAUCAAACUGCUGACAGAGUCUGGCGAGAGCACUCGCACACAGGAGGAUAUCCAGCAGCAGCAGCACCUUUCCAUUAAGGAGCCAUAUGGACUCAAUCUUGCUGAGUUUCCGGCUGAGGAAGACCUGCUCAUUUAUGAAAGGUUUGCACAUCUGGGCGAGAGCCAGCACAGGGUGGAAAGAACCGAACACAUAAACCUGGCAAACAUCAUCUGCUUAGAGCCGGUGUCUUGCUUCCCCGAGGACAGCAUCUACGCCGUUUCUCCGCCGCAGGUCGACAGAGACAGCCGCGACGGGUUUGAGAGCCACGUGAUGACGGGUCAGGGCCAGAUGAGGGUGCUGUGCAGGGACGACAUGUUGAUGUACAGGGAGUACGUCAAGAACAGAUACAUGUGACACACACCGACUCUCCGUUACCGAUACGCAAAUCCAGAUGAUCAGCUCCGGCCAAGCAGAAAAUUUCAUCUUCAAGACUUGACAAGACUUCACCACAGGACGUAACGAGAGAUGUUCUCUCGAAUUUGUAAAUCUAUUGUGCUUCAACCGACCACCUCUUGGGUUUAUUUUUCCGGCUUGGAGUAAACUGUCCGUUAUGAAGAAUGUACAUCUCAUAUGUCCUUCAUUUGGACUAAACUUUGCGGGUUGAUUUUCUUUUUAAUCAAAGUAAUUUGUGUGUUUUAACAGCUUCACUUUUUUAUUUAUUCAGCUGGCUGGUGCUUUUUAUUUGUUCGUAGUGUUAUUCUCCUUUUAAUUGCAGCUCUUUUAAGAAAGUUGAACCAUAUGUACAUUUUGAGGAUGUAAAAUGAUGUAAAUUGUUCUGACUCUUCAGUUUUCUGAAUCUUAAACGUUGGAGCCAUUAAUGUGAAGGCAGACCCAAAGAUCAUGAUGACUGAUUCUUUCAGUUUUGAUUCUCUUUUUCAUUCAUUCUGUUAAACCUGUGGCAGAGAGAAGCAUUUUUUAUUUAAUUACUUCAAAACAUUCUCAGACAAGUCGCACAUGAUGUCAUACAUGUACUGUAAAUGUUGACUCUUUUUUUAUAAGGUCAUCAUAUUUCGCACGUUGCAUUAUGCGAUUUGAUUGAACCUGAAUGUUGUUUGUCUGCACACCAAACACAUUCUGAUCUCUUGAUAUUGUGGGUUUUAUCAAACCCCAUUCUCAGUCCAGUUUUCUGUAAAUGCAUUUCAGACAUGUCAG